Molecule: messenger RNA, 3063 nt
Organism: Bombus terrestris (buff-tailed bumblebee)
Lineage: Eukaryota; Metazoa; Arthropoda; Insecta; Hymenoptera; Apidae
Product: elongation of very long chain fatty acids protein 1
Exons: 8
Coding region: 1326-2264 (312 amino acids)
Biological process (GO): sphingolipid biosynthetic process; fatty acid elongation, saturated fatty acid; fatty acid elongation, polyunsaturated fatty acid
Cellular component (GO): endoplasmic reticulum membrane
Molecular function (GO): fatty acid elongase activity
Source: RefSeq, a predicted model, not a curated record
AUCUUUAUCAAGUUGCCUCCGAAAGAACUAAUGAAUUCCAGCCACGAAAAUCAAUUCGUCUUGGUUAAAUAGGCGAAACCUAGUAGCCGGUCGAUCUGAUUAAGGAAGGGACUGCUACUAAAUUUCUAAUAUCAAGAUACGAAGUUAAUUGGCGACUGCCUUCGUUGUAGAUCGUAGAGCCGCGACGCACCGACUAAUCCUGAUUCAAGUGACAGCAUAUCGAGAAGCCCUAUGCGUAUCUAUAAUACUAAGUUUGUACUAUGUGGAGCAUACGAACUACUGUUUGCAACCAUCGUAGCACAGUUUUUCCUUUGAAAGAAACAGAAUCCUUUGACGCUUAAUCUUGUCGAAAUGGAACGCUUAUUAGUACUGCAAAACUUUUCUAAUGAUAUUUUCAUGUAACGUCGUUCGUGUAAAUGCUUUACUAUGUCAUGCCAGGGAAAGAAAUGGACCGGUAAUUUCAUUAAUUCCUUGGUGUAUAACAUUUAUUUCAAAUGCGUUUUCAUUGUUCAUAUUUACGUUUGAUUCGCAAUAAGCCGUGUUAAUGAAAUAAUGUUUAAUUACCAGUAUCAUUGAAUCAUACUGGGCAAUUUUAGCAAACAGUAUAAAAUAUCUGUAUGCAUAAUUAAUUAUAAAAGCAUGUGCAACGAUUAAUGGUCAUGAAAUUUUGCAAUACCGCGGUAACUUAUAAAUUGUAAGAUUAAACGAACUUGUGUUAACAUAAUACUGACAAAAGCCUAUUAAACACAUCAACGCUGGUUCAUUCUUUAAUUUAUCAUCUCAUUUUCAAGGAACCAUAUGAAAUAACAGAAAUAAAUUUACCUAAUAUACGUAUAAUCGUAAUCCAUCUUUAUCCUUUUACAUUACAAAUACUACUAACGUUAUUAACUUAAUAUCGUUAUUAAAGUAUUCAUUAGGAAUGCAUUUUUAAAUCAUUUAUUUCACAUAUUCAUCUCGCUUUAGAUUUACAUUCUUUAAUUUUACAUUAGCUACAAAACAUAAAACUAUCCUUAUGUUAUUAUAAUUCUAACAAAGAAAGAAAAAAUAUCAGAAAGAUUUCUUAGAACUAUAAAUUCCAUAUAACUUACUAAAUGUUUGUUUAAAUUUACUUCUAUCGUAGUUUCCACAUUUUAUUUUAAUGAUCUUCCGGCAAGUCUUACAUUCAAUUCACCAUCUAUUUGUAAGCAAUAUUUCCUGUUCUACUAGUCUUGAAUGCGUUUCUUUAUCGUAUUAAAAUAGGGUGUGCGAGAAACCCUUUGCAGGGAACUGUGCUUGUGUGUUACGUUCCUGUUCCCGAGUCACUGCUAGGGGUGCUUGCCCUGCGGAUGAACUUAGACAGUAGGUUGCCGCCACGAAAGACGGUGUUAACGUCGAUAGUCAGUCACUAUUCGAAUCGUUCAGUAACCCGAAUGUCAGUCGAUAUUUUCAAACUCGACGGCCAAGAUGGGAAGGCUCUCCCAAUUCAUGUGCCACAGAAUGUGGGAUUCCUAGAAACGUAUCGUUACAUCAUGGAAGAUGCAGCAGAUUCCAGAGUAGCAGAUUGGUUCUUAAUGGGCAGUCCAUUUCCAUUGCUAGGAAUUAUAUUUCUUUAUCUGCUCUUCGUUCUUCGUUUUGGCCCUUUAUUUAUGAAAAAUCGAAAACCAUACAAUCUAAAUAAGUUUAUGAUUUGUUACAACAUCUCUAUGGCCAUCGCGAGCGCAACUGUAUUUUACGGGCUACUUACCUCGGGCUUCACCACUAAAUUCUCUCUGGGAUGCGAGACUCAUGUCAUUUCAAACGACCCUGACUCUUAUCGCACGGCUCGAUGGGUGUGGAGGCUCUUAAUGUUGAAAGUCCUCGAGUUGAGCGACACCGUUAUCUUCAUUCUCAGAAAAAAAUACAAUCAGGCGUCUUUUCUUCACGUUUAUCAUCACACGUCCACCGCUUUCCUUUCGUGGAUAGCCUGCAAAUUUGUCCCAGGUGGCAUGUGGACGUUCACGAUUAUGCCAAACUGCAUCGUGCACGUGAUUAUGUACACCUAUUAUCUGCUCGCCUGCUUGGGCCCACAAGUGCAAAAGAGGAUCGCGCCUUGGAAACAAUAUAUUACGGGGUUGCAAAUGUUCCAGUUCAUAAUCAUGAUAUGUCAUAUGUUCCAAACAUUGUUACCUACUUGUGAGCCAAACCGGAAACCAAUAGCAUAUAUCUACAUGUCGCAGAUUCUUGUAAUGUUUUGCAUGUUUUGCGAUUAUUACAAGAAAUCAUAUCUCCGAAAAAAGACGCAAUAGAGAUUUAGAGUGACGCGAAAGUUGGGGUGAUUUCGGAUUACACGCUGUUCGAAUGCUUCCUUCAAAAUCGUAGAGUCCAUCAUCGAAGAGACGUCUCAACAUAAACAUAAUUUCAUGGAAAAUUAAAAUGGAACAAUCACGGGCGAUUACGUUUGAUAUACCGCACUGGUGGAACGUAUUAGACAGAAUAUAUUAGCAUAGGAUACGAUAUAAGAUCAAAAUUCUUUCUCUUAAAUGUUGCUUUACAAAUAUGUAUACUGCUUACUGCGAAAAUGAUUAAUUAUCGUCAAAAUUAAUACACUCGUACGUAUUUUAAAUGAAUCCUUCGAUAUAUCGAAUUUUUUUGAAGAAGUGUAAUGUAAUGAAAUACGUAGACAUAAAGAAUUUAAAAUAUACAAAAUUUUUAAUAAUCACUUAUGUUAAUUGUUAUAAUUAGUCAAACAUAGAUGGAUUUUAUUAGUAGUAUGCAGUUUUUCAAUAAAAAAAAAAACGAUAUCUAAACACUUAAUUUUUUUCCCCACUCGAUAAUGGGCGAGCAAGUGGACACGUCGAAAAGUAAAUUUUCUAACUAGUUGUUAAACGUAUGAUUCAAGCAUAUACACAGAUUUUUAAUUACAUUCUUCGUUUUCAAAAACAACAAAUUAAAUACAGAAAGUGUAAGGAAAGAUUUGUGUUUAUAAUAUUGUUGGGUAUAAAGAGAUUGAUAUAAACGACGUUGCUCGGUUUUGUUAGAAAUAAAAAUACUUAUGGAUGUUCCGAUUAAUUAAAGCUUAAUUAUUUGACGUUAUUUUUAAACGAA